UUGAGACUCGCUGUCAGUGUGUCGUUUUCAAGUCUCUGGUGUUGUUUGAACCCGUGGCCACCAAAUGUUUCGUGUGUUCUGUGACCGGAUUUUGCUCUGCAGCCCUUGUCGCCAGCUCACCCAGGCUCUCAGACAGGCGCACACCCUUUCGAUCGCCCAGGGUUUACUUCGCUCCCAAGCCUAUGUUGACGGUCGCUGGGUAUCGGCCCCCCGAUCCUUUCCAGUACUCGACCCAGCCACUGGAGAGGAGCUAGCCAAGGUAGCGGACUGUGGAGCAAGUGAGGCCGGCGAGGCGAUCGAGGCUGCUGCCUCGGCGUUUCAGACGUGGAAGGAGCGCUCUGGUAAGGAAAGGGGACAACUCCUUCGAAAAUGGUACGAUUUGAUGAUCCAAAACAAAGACGACCUCGCCAAGUUAAUAACAGCAGAAUGCGGAAAACCUCUUAAAGAAGCACAAGGUGAAAUCCUGUAUGCUGCCGCUUUUUUGGAGUGGUUUUCAGAGGAAUCUCGAAGAAUUUAUGGUGACAUUAUACCGUCCACCACAAGGGACAGAAGAAUAGUUGUACUUAAGCAGCCCGUGGGAGUCACAUCGAUAAUAACACCAUGGAAUUUUCCCAGUGCAAUGAUCACGCGGAAGGUGGGAGCAGCGCUGGCAGCAGGAUGCACUGUAGUGGUGAAGCCGGCUGAGGACACCCCGUUGUCUGCACUUGCUCUGGCUGAGGUGGCUUCUCAAGCAGGAAUCCCACAGGGAGUCUAUAAUGUGGUUCCUUGUUCAAGAGAAAGAGCCCCCGCUGUCGGAGAGGUAUUAUGUACUGACCCGAGAGUUCGAAAAAUAUCAUUUACAGGUUCCACUGCUACAGGAAAGGUAUUGUUGAAAUACGCCGCUGGAACAGUAAAAAGGGUCUCGAUGGAGCUGGGCGGACAUGCGCCAUUCAUCGUGUUCGACAGUGCAGACGUUGACAAGGCUGUCGCCGGGGCGAUGGGCAGCAAAUUCAGAAAUUCUGGCCAGACUUGUGUUUGUGCAAACCGUUUCUUGGUUCAGAAGGGAAUCCAUGAUAUAUUUGUAAAGAAGUUAUCAGAGGCCAUGGAGAGAGAGCUCCACAUCGGACAUGGGUUUGAAGAAAAGACUACACAAGGGCCAUUAAUCAAUGAGAGAGCAGUGGAGAAGGUGGAGAAGCAGAUUGCCGAAGCCAUUUCUCAUGGCGCCCGUGUAGUGAAGGGAGGUAAACGCCUGAAAGGAUCAUUCAUGGAACCAACUCUCCUAUCAAACGUCACCAAGGACAUGCUCUGUGCUCGGGAGGAGACAUUUGGACCCCUCGCACCAGUAAUUAAGUUUGAAACUGAAGAAGAGGCCCUGACCAUUGCCAAUUCUGCCCGUGUGGGUCUAGCAGGGUACUUCUAUUCCAGAGACCCAGCUCAAAUCUGGCGUGUAGCCGAACAGCUUGAGGUGGGAAUGGUUGGAGCAAACGAAGGACUGCUGUCAGCUGUGGAGGCCCCGUUUGGUGGUGUUAAGGAGUCUGGUUUGGGAAGAGAGGGGUCCAAAUAUGGCAUUGAUGAAUACCUGGAGAUUAAAUACAUGUGCUUUGGCGGCCUGUAGAGCCAAGAACACACAUAGAUGUUCGUCCAGUUGCUAAACUAGAUGUUAGGAGUCAAACGGUGCCACAGUAUCAAGACGUUCUGAGGACCUCACCCCAAGUGGCAUUUCAGCCCUCGAGAUCAUUAGAAGUGUACAAGAAACGGAGAUCAGCAUUAUCAGGAAACUCCCACAAUGCUACAGACCAAGAUGGCUCUUGCUUACGGUCCUAGAAUUCCACCUUUUUCUAUAGUAUUGCUGAAGUUUCAGUCACGGAGGGGUCCUUUGCUGAAAAACUGGCAAGGUUGUUCUUGGUGCAGGGCAUAAUGUUUUGUAUUUUGUUCUAAAUCAACUUAAACGUAACAGUUCCUAAAUUAUAACUGCGUAAUGUAACAUUCUCAAAAUCAUGUAAUCAAACUGCUAAGUUGGCAGGCCAGUAAGGCAAUGGGAGAAGGACCAGAACAUGAAAAUGCAACACAAAGACUAGAGGGGUUGUUACCAGAACAGGUGACGAGCCCAACACAUAACCAAGAAUCAUGGAACUUAGCCAGAAAGUCCAAAUUCAUAUGGUUUUCCGGGCAGCUGAGUUUGUGUGUUGACACAGUUAGACAGUACUUGUGUGAUAGUGUGACAGCAUUGUGGUUUAUUUUAGCUGCUACCAAUAAGUGUGCCAUUUUGGUUACAGUUGUCAUAGCAAAGCUGCCCAAUGAGAACCAGGAGUGUGCGCCAUGUGGCAUCUGUGACUGUAUAGAGGUGGGCGAGUGCACUCCUUAAUUAUCUAAGAUUAGAUAAGCAGGUCGAUAGGUAGAUAUGUAGACAGGUGGGACUUAAUUUGUCCCAAGGGGGGAAAAUAGAUACAGUGACAAUUAGCGAGUGUGUUUUAGUAAAGUUUCACUGGUAACACGACGCAGCACCACGUGGUCCUCGUUUUCAUAUGGGUGAUGACCCUCAAGUUCAGGUUACACGUAAGCACACACAGCCAAGGCUAUAAAGAACACUGCAGGGCCAAUUGGCACAAUCCUCAGGCUGGCUACAUUUAACACAAAGACAUUUCCAUUGACUACAAGACUUUUUUAGACAAGUAAUAACAACAUUGAGCAUAUGAUAGGAAACUGGGGGGCAAAUGCUUAAAGGAUAAGUUAAGUCAAAGUUAUUUCUUCACAAAUAAGCUAUAUAUAUGCAUUUGCCAUGCAAAAUUGUGUUCUAAAGUUAGUCACUUUCUAUGAAUUUUUAAAAAAUAGCUUGCUCACUCUGGCACUUUACAUUGUAGUCUAUGGGGCACUGAGGAAAAGCUUAAAAACUUACCAAAUACAGUACUUCCAUUUCUCAUGUCAAGACUGCUGUCAAGUAUCGAUCUGUGCCUGGGAAUUAUAGACAUAUUGUAAAAUAGUUUAUACAUAUCAUUUUUGAACAUAAAAAAACCCCCAACAUUAUGAGAUUUAGCAGUUGUAAAAGACGACCAGCCAUGUGUGAUAGCUCAACACUUAAGUCUUCCUACACAGGGUGCAGUUUUCCUCCAGGCAGACCAAAUCACAGUAAGCAUUUUGUUUGGAUUUACUUCUGUAUUUAUGUGUGAAUUUGCACAAACAAAUAGAGAUUGUAUUCUUACCGCGAGAAAUACAGCACCAGGAAUAUGCGAUAAAACAAUUAUUUCCGGAUCCCAUUUGUCAUCACACAGAAGGGCAGAUCAGCACUUAAGAACUGUCUUAGCUUGAAAAAUGGACGCAUUUGGUAAGUUUGUUAAGCUUUUUUCUUGUGCCGCCAUAUCCUCCACUGUACAGCACCAGAGUCGGCAAGACAUUGGUUAAAUUUAUAGAAAGCUUUAGAAUACAACUUUGCAUGACAAAUGCAGGUACAGCAUGCUUAUCUUAAUACAUAAUUCGCCUGCCUCCUCACUCACUCACUCACUCAUGUCCGUCCAAAGCCGAAUGCGCAGUCGCCUUCUGCGCAGCUGCCUGAAAAACCUUACGAGACCGACAUCCAACCCCAACAUCGCGGCAGGCGGUGGAUUUAUAGCCGCAAAAAUUCAAAGAGAAAGGCGACUUCGAUUAAAGCUCGAGGCCUAAUUACGCAUUCUGAUUCAAUUACGCAUUCAUUCAAUACACCUAUCUCAGGUUUGUGGUGCUUAUACUUAUUACUAUUCCAUAUUGUACUGGAACAUUCAUCAUUCAAUAUUAUACUAUAGGCCCCGAAAAUUCAUCAACUAACAGUACAAGCCUGUACAGUAAUGAGUAAAGCGGACUACAGUAAUCCCUCCUCCAUCGCAGGGGUUGCGUUCCAGAGUCACCCGCGAAAUAAGAAAAUCCGCGAAGUACAAACCAUAUGUUCAUGUGGUUAUUUUUAUAUAUUUUAAGCCCUUAUAAACUCUCCCACACUAUUAUAAACAUUUCACGCACAAUUAUACAGCAUAAACCCUUUGUAUUCUCUUAGAUAUUAGGUAAGAUUCGUUGAAAUUAUGUAUGUAAACACAGUAAAACCUAAAUAUUAUUUUAACGAUAUCGAGCGUCUCCGAUAUCACAUACGUUACAGCCAUUACGACAGACAGGCCACCAUCAAUAAAUACGUACAAUGCAAGAAAAAUUGUAUACAAUAAAAUGUGUGUACAGUGACACUAAACUAUGUACAUGUAAUAAGCACUGUACGUAAAUAAUUAAUUAUGGUUACUCACCAACAAUGACACGACGACUUGUCCGAUAACGAUGAGUUUAAUUUUACUGCACAACAAAGGAUAGCGUUACAGCUCUUCUAAAGGAGCCUCUUCAGGCGACUGUUUAGCACCGCCGUUGUACUUCUUCCAUCACUCUUCAAUCCAAAUCCCUAAAGCAGAUUCCAUCCAGACUACUGCCUUAUCACGUCCACUUGCAACUCAUUUUGUGCCCUGGUUAAAGGACACUGUGGCCAUAGAUCUUAUAUGCUUUUCCUCCUUUUUAAAUAAAAAGAAUCGUGGACUCAUUGAUGCCGUAAUGGUGUCCUGCAGCGGUGUUGCUGUUCCCUUCCUUCAACAUAUCCAAAACUUUUACCUUUUCUGCAAUCAUUUGCAUCUUCUGUUGGUGCUUGGACACGUUAAUGCUGAAUGAGUGAGAUUAGUACUUCCUGGUUAAUGCAGCACUCCGUCGCUAAGCCAAUCAGCAGCACACAGGAACUUAACCGCAUGCUCUGAUUGGGUAGCUUCUCAGCCAUCCACCAAUAGCGUCCCUUGUUUCAAUUCACAUGCGUCCCUUGUUUGAAUUCAAAUGGGCAAAUCAACUGAGGAAGCACACGCACUGUAGACCGCAGACAUCCGCGAAGCAGUGAAAAAUCUGCGAUAUAUAUUCACAUAUGCUUACAUUUAAAAUCCGCGAUGGAGUGAAGCCGCGAAAGACGAAGCGCGAUAUAGCGAGGGAUCACUGUACAAUCAUUACAAAACAACUUCUUUGUCACUUAUCAUUUGUUCUUCAUACACUGCUGACACAAACUCGUGCCCGUUUCAUCUUACGUUGUCGAAACGGGCUCUUUGUUUAGUGAAUAAAUAACUUUAGCUUGAAAAAUAUCAAACUUAGCCUUUAGGAAGAGAAGUUGAGUAAGAUGACCCCCUUUACUGGCUAACUAAAAAGAUUACAAUAUGCAGGAUUUCGAGGAAGCUCAGGCCCCUUCUUCAGGCGAGAUGUUAUCAAAAGGCCCGAGUUGCCUCGGAAGCCUGCAUAUUGUAAUCUUUUUAGUUGUCAUCUUACUUGACCUGUCACCACAUUCAUAAUGGCUAACAUGGUACAACACCCUAGUCCUUCAAGAAGACAAAGUUGCCGGAAGUUUCAAACAUUUUAAUAGCAAGUUAAAUGACUGAGGGAAACCUAGGACUUAUUUUUACACAACAUCUGGUGGGGCUGCACCCUCCUGGCCCUUAAUGCAGAAAUGCCAGUGUUCGUUAUGCAAAAUGUUUGGCACUGGAAUCUCAAUGGCUUUUAAUCUAGCAGGGUGCCAGCCACAUUGCUGAAACAGUUGAUUUUGAAUAAGCAGUUUUAUUACAUCUUCUAAAAAACUUCAAUGCAAGGCCAAUAGAUUUUAAAUAGCACACCUUAAAAACUGAAAUUGUAUUAAUGUGACAGUCAGCUGUCAAAUCAAGUAAAUAGCUUUGCUUUUAAGCCCAAUCCACAGCCACCUCAGUGCAACAAAUAAAUAAAUGACCCCAAGUGAGACUCUUCUGAGUUAAACAAACAGGCCGUCCAUCUAAGACUAUUUUAAGUGUUCUUUGAAAGGAAACCAAGCAUAUCGAGUACAUCGGGUUUUAGGAGAGAACGGCAGGGAGUUUCACUGAAGACACUGAACAGUCUUUCAGAUGCAGAGCUUGCAGCCUCGUGGACAAGCUAUCUACGCACAAGUUUGACUUGGAUCACAAAGUGCUCUUGGUGCAGUUUCUAUCAAAUGAGUGGAUUUUUGUCCCCAUCUGUGACCUUUUCGCACAAGUGUGUGACAAAUUCAGCCGUGACUUUCUUCUCAACAGGUCAUCUUAAUGCCGAUGGGGCUCCUUUACAUUUUCACUCCCUCCUUCAGUAGAAGGGGUUACAGUUUCUCUUAGAGACAAAUGUCUGACUUCUGAUGUUUUUGAAAAAGAUUAGUAGAUUUUUCUAGACAGCAGAUGGGUGCUUACCAAGGUUGCAGCAUGCAACUUACUUCAUUUUAAGAAGCCAAUUUUUUUUGGAUAAAGAAGGAAAAAUAUUUUUAAAUGUUGACAUAAUAUAAGUACGAGUGUGCCAAUCACAUUAAAGAAUCAAUGUUGUUUUUUGGAAUACACUUUGACAGCAUUUAUUAUGUAGAGUGCUAUCAAAAUGGACAGCCUCUUUGAUGGGAAAGUCAAAGCCGCCAGAGGUUCACUCAAGAGCACAGUUUUCCAUGUCAAAGCCACUAGCAGUAAGUACUUAUAAAGCAGAUCAGAAGGGUGUUUGUGUCCCAACAGAGAACAGAAAAAAUACGAUAGGCCACAAAGACAGUGCAGAAAGGGACAAAGAGAGAAAACACGUGAAAAACUGAACCCAAAAGGUCAAAACUGGGAGAACAGAACAAAACCCAAAAUUGCUAGACAGAAUUGUACUAAAAUACGAGAAACAAAGGAACAAUCACCAUAGACCAAAAACAAAAAGCAUGCACAAUGAAUAUUCACAGUCUUAGAAAAAGCAUUACAUGCAGCACAGGCAUAAAUACUGUUGACAGCACAAGUCACGUCAGUGAAACUCCUUCCUGGUAACCCACCGUCAUGUCAUAACAAUGGAUGCUGAAACUGGCGGAUCCUGUUAAAAAAAAAAAAAAAAAAAAAAUGGGACUGAAAAAUGAUGAACUUAGUCAAAAAAAAGUCUUAACAGAAUUACAUUCUCUAAAGCACAAAUCCCUCCAAUAAUUAAAAAAAAUCAUACAAAAUUAAAA
Messenger RNA from Erpetoichthys calabaricus (reedfish), 6964 nucleotides. RefSeq names its product aldehyde dehydrogenase 5 family, member A1 (succinate-semialdehyde dehydrogenase) (gene aldh5a1). Gene Ontology annotation, molecular function: succinate-semialdehyde dehydrogenase (NAD+) activity. Lineage: Eukaryota; Metazoa; Chordata; Cladistia; Polypteriformes; Polypteridae. The record is from RefSeq and is a predicted model, not a curated record. Gene Ontology annotation, biological process: GABA catabolic process. The transcript is spliced from 10 exons. Bases 65 to 1594 code for a protein of 509 amino acids.